AUGGCGGGGUUAAGUCAGGGAAGGUCAUAUCGUAGGCAAUUGUUUGAUGAGAUAUUUGAUUUUAGUGAAGAUGAUAGUUUGUUCGCUGAAGAUGUGGAGGAAGAUGAAUCAACUGGUGAUCAAGAUAUGAACGAAGGAGGCAUUAGAGCAGUAGCAAACACUAAUGCUAUUGAAGAAGGUCCUCUAACAGGGAUGUUAUUUCCUUGUAUCAGCACUAUGUUCAACUUCUAUAAAGAACAUGCUAGAUUGAAAGGUUUUAGUGUUUUCAAAAGAUCAGCAGUUAAUAUUUCAAAAGUUAUUUCAAGUCACAAUCACGAAUUGGAACCUUCUAUGUCUAGAUUGAUGGUUGCUCACAGGUCACUGAAUAUGGAUAUGAAGAGGAGAUUGGAGGCAAACGAUAUAGCUGGCAUAAGACCCACAAAAAGCAUUAGGUUGCUUGAAGUUCAAGCAGGUGGACCAGAAAAUUUAAGCUGUUUGUCAAAGGAUUGUCGAAACUUCAUUGAGCGAAAGAGGAGGCUACGACUUGGUGAUGGUGAUGCUGAGGCUAUACGUAAGUUGUUUGUGAGAAUGCAACGAAACGAUCCUGAGUUUUUCUAUUUAUUUGAUCUUGAUGAUGAUUCCAGGCUUUCAAAUGUUCUAUGGGUUCAUCCUCGUAGUCAAGCUGCUUACGAGGAAUUCAAUGAUGUUGUUAGUUUUGACACUACUUACCUUGUUAAUCGAUACAAGUUGCCAUUUGCCACCAUUAUUGGAGUAAAUCAUCAUGGGCAAUCUAUUUUAUUAGGAUGCGCCUUGAUCUCACAUGAAGAUGUAAACACUUUUAAGUGGUUGUUCAUGACGUGGCUUGAAGCAAUGGAAGAUGUUCAUCCUAAUUCUAUUCUUACAGAUCAAUGCGAGAGCAUGAGGAAAGCCAUUAGGGAGGUAAUGCCUAAUACUAGACACAGAUUUUGCUUGUGGCAUAUAUUAUGCAAGGUACCUGAGAAGUUUAAGGGUGUUACUGAUUAUGAUAGUGCAUGCCUUGAGUUUAAAGCUGUAAUAUAUGAUAGCUUAACCAUCGAGAUGUUUGAGAGAAAUUGGAAUGAGUUUGUGGUGAAGCAUGGGUUGGAAAGAAAUGAAUGGCUUUCCAAACUAUAUGUUGAUAGGGAGUAUUGGGUUCCAAUUUAUCUCAAUCACACAUUUUGGGCUGGAAUGGUUUCGACUCAAAGGAGUGAGAGCAUGCAUGCCUAUUUUGAUAGGUAUGUUAACUCAAUGAGCACACUAAAGCAAUUUGUGGAGCAGUAUGAGAUUGCUAUGUGUGACAAGAAUGAAAAGGAGUUCUAUGCUGAUUUCAAAUAA
Hevea brasiliensis (rubber tree) is the source of this 1332-nucleotide messenger RNA. RefSeq names its product protein FAR-RED IMPAIRED RESPONSE 1-like. Gene Ontology annotation, biological process: regulation of DNA-templated transcription. The transcript is spliced from 2 exons. Bases 1 to 1332 code for a protein of 443 amino acids. The record is from RefSeq and is a predicted model, not a curated record. Lineage: Eukaryota; Viridiplantae; Streptophyta; Magnoliopsida; Malpighiales; Euphorbiaceae.